CUGAUGGACACUACUCUUCGUGAGGAAAGAGAAAAAACAACAACUGGAUAGUAAUCCGGGGAACUUUCUUAUUGUUUCGGAUCUUUUGUUCCCGAAAUGUCGGAAGAAGUAAACAUCAACAUGUUCAACGCGGAGGUGGGCCCUUUACUGGACUCAGUGGCAUAUACUCCUGUCACCAUGACAUCUGAACAGGUGCGAUGGCAGGACUGUACACAGACAUGCCUGUCAGACUCAGAGGAGGCAACUGUGAGCUUACAAUCUGUAAACCAACCAGUGCAGCUUCAGAUUGUCAACAUGACCAGUGGGGAAACCCUGACAUCAGACAACCAGACGUAUCCUGUGCUGCCAUCCAGUGAGGCUGUGAUUACAACCCCUGGGGCAGGGUACACGCCUCACCCUGACCUGCUCAGACUGUCCCAAGGUGGCUCAACCCAGUCUCAUGACCCCUCACAGCCAGACUGUCCAGCUGACCUCCCAUCUGUUUCGUCUUCAGAAGACACUGUCGCCUUUCUUACAGAUGUUAUUUCCAUGCCUUCCCCUCCUUUCAAGGUGUUCCGGAAUGUGACAGCAGUGUUGUCUGAAAACUUGUUAGCGGCCAUUCCUGGGUGUCAGUCAGUGGUACUGGGGAGUCUGCAGUCAGAUUUUGGUGUGCAGCUGUUGUCUGGUCAAACUGAUACAGGCAUACAGGAGAUCCACAUCACAGGGGAUCUCAAGGCCCUGGGUAAGGUACAGCGCCACCUGGAAGACAUGUGUGGCAUCACUAAUAGCAAGGCAGACUGUGAUAUUCCUGAGCUAGAAGUUUCAGAACCUGAAACUACCUCUGUUAAAGGACCUGAUGUGAAAAGUUUACCAAGAACUGAAGACAAAAGUGUAUUCUGUGAUAUCCUCGUGCCCUUGAUCUCCCAGCGUGGCAGAGUUAUCAAACCUCAUUCAAAGUACUCGAACUAUCUGCAGACAAUGUCCUUGUUACAUGAGGGUGACCUUGAAGAAGAGCCCGUGGAUCGACGAAAGCGGAAGGCAGCCGGCUCAAGGACUGCGUCAUCACUGGAAGGGUCCACUGUGAAAAAACCAAGAGAUUCAACAAUUUCCUCCAGAAACUUGAGAAGUUUGAAAGAAUCAAAAUCUGGUGAUUUGAACUCUGGUGACAAUGUUGCCACCCCUCCCCUCUGCGAUCUGGAUGCCGGGGGUGAGGACGCCAGAGAUGACGAUUAUUUGAGUGGUCUUUGUGAGGGUACAGAAGCCAACCCCAUGCCUGACCCCCUCAGGACAGAAGCCGCCACAGAGACCGCUAGCCCUGGUCAGUCAACAGAAGAGAGGAGAGUUAAACUUAAGAAAGACUAUGAAAAACUGGCCCCAUUCAAAUUCUUCUGUAAAAAGUGUUCUUUUAAAACUAAACGUCAGAGCCACUUCUUGAAUCACAAAAGAUUGCAUGACAAGCAUGUGGAGCUGCUUCGCUGCGGGAAAUGUAGCUUCACCAGUCUCAGACUGAGCCAUUUGCGAAGACAUGAGGCCAGCCAUAGUGCCCAGACGUUCAGUUGUGGCAAGUGUAGGUAUCAUACAGACCAGGUCAAGCUGUUACAGCGGCACUACAAGAAGAAACACGAACUGACAGAAGACAAACCCAAAAGUCCAGAAGUCCUAUCCUGUCACAGCUGCAAGUACACCACCACCAGGCGUUUCCACUACGAGCGCCACCUGCGAACCCACCCCGACGAGACUGACCUGGAAUCAUUGGCUGCUCCCAAGACAUUCGAGUGUGAGCUGUGUUCAUAUGUGACCCACAGGAAGGAGUGUCUGUAUCGUCACAGGAGCAACGUGCACUCGGAGAAGAGACCCUACCUCUGUGACCUGUGCGGCAAGUCAUUCAAGAGACCUGAUGCCCUGGCACAACACAAGGUCACCCACAUUGACAAGGGCAUGAGAGUUUACCCGUACAAAUGUCAGCAUUGCCCCAAGUCCUUCAGGUCACGGGGACACCUUAAUGACCACCUGGACUCGCACUCAAACCAGCGUGCACACCUGUGUCACAUCUGCGGUACCUCCUUCAAGACACGCUCGGUACAGAGGAAGCACAUACAGUCCAUCCACAAAAAUCCCAAGUCCUUCCAGUGCAACAGCUGCGAGAGGAAAUUCAACACAAAAUUCUCACUCAACCGUCACUGUCGUACUUGCAUGCAGGAGGUGACAGACUUAACCGCUGACACAAUGUCACCCAUCUGUGACACUCAAGAUGUGCUUGUGUCAGAAGUGACUGCUGCAGCCAAGCAAAUCCAAGUCCAGCAAGUACAUGAUGUGAUAGUGCCCUCUGUUGGCGAGAUGUACAACCAAACAGGGGAGACAAGUCAACACAUAUUAAAUAUACACACAACAGAUGGACGCCCAACAUUACUCUAUUUGAGUGGCUUUCAAGCCUUUCAAGACCCUGCCUGAUCUUUUCUUGGUGUUGCAUAUAAUUCCAUUAUAAAUAAAUUUUAAAGUUAUUGUGCUGGAAUUUUCUAUUUUACAUCUAUUUAUUUCAUAAUAUAAACUUGUUUGUCAUUCUUCCAGUAUUUCGGAUUGAGUGUUUUUUUUUUAAUCAAAAAAUACACCAAGUGGGUUUGUGUCUUUCAUUUAAUGCAGGAAGAUGUUGCGGAAAAGUGUUCUUUUUCCAUUGCCUGGACAGACAUCUGUAGAUUUCACCGUUUGUACUGCUAGUGGAGCCUUUGAAGACAAUAAACUGUCAUUGACACUCGUAUGACCCUUUCUGCAUCCUAAUGCACAUUGGGGACCACUUCUCUCCUACCAGUACAACGUGUAUAUGUAUAUCUCAUGUGGGAAAGUUUGUCAGUGACUUGCCAGAAGUUGGAUGGUUUAUUGUAGGCACUCCAAUUUCCCCCACCUGUAAAACUCACCGCCAUCAUAUG
Messenger RNA from Liolophura sinensis, 2903 nucleotides. RefSeq lists its product as uncharacterized. The record is from RefSeq and is a predicted model, not a curated record. Lineage: Eukaryota; Metazoa; Mollusca; Polyplacophora; Chitonida; Chitonidae. The transcript is spliced from 5 exons. The coding region runs from base 97 to 2430 and encodes 777 amino acids.